Molecule: messenger RNA, 784 nt
Organism: Drosophila virilis
Lineage: Eukaryota; Metazoa; Arthropoda; Insecta; Diptera; Drosophilidae
Source: RefSeq, a predicted model, not a curated record
UCGAGCAUCGAGUACUCAGUAGCGAGUAUCGAGUAUUGGCGUGAAUCACAAAAAACGGUCAGUCGUGUGUGUAAAUUAUGUACAAAACGUGCCUCUGUCUGAUAGCGGUGCUGGGGGUCGCAUGCGCCGCCAAUCUAGGCUACUUGCCGCGCCAGAUGCAGCAGCAGUCGCUGCCACAGGUUCAGCCGCAGGGCCAGGCGUAUUAUUAUAAGGCGCCCAGUGUGAGCACCAUGGCGGCGUUGCGUCGCAUCAUACAGGGUCACCUGCAGCGUUUCCAGCUGGCGGACAGGCAGCGUUUGCUGCUGUGGCAGGCUAAGCCGGAAGUGCAGCUGCAAUCAUUGCAACGGCAGCCCGCUGUCGCUGCCACACAGCAGAGCUUGGACUAUGGGGUGCCACCAAAUACGCCAACACCCAAGAACUAUGCAAUGAAUUUCCUGCCUGACGGCAAGGAUGUGGCACCCGGAACUUCUUACAUACCGCUCAAGCUGUUGCGGAUUCGACGCUGAUGUGAGAUGACGCGCUCGCUGAUUGACGCCGGCAUCGGCGUUGGCGUCGGCAUCGUCUGUUAUUCAAAUUAGUUCGAGGCAGCGGCAUGUGGAAUGCCGUUCUUGAUAAGCAGCCAGUGGCAACCAGUAAAUGAGGUUAAUUUGUUAUAAUCCUACUGGUUGUUAUAUAAUUUAACGUUAUAUUUAAAUACCAUCAAGCAUAGUCUCUAAGCAUUCCGUAUUCUAAUUUAAGCCCAAACUAAUUUGUGCCUACAAAUACAAGUCGGAAAAAAGCAUAA